This is a messenger RNA of Bombyx mandarina (wild silkworm), 2484 nucleotides long. RefSeq names its product proton channel OtopLc. Gene Ontology annotation, cellular component: membrane. Gene Ontology annotation, molecular function: proton channel activity. Lineage: Eukaryota; Metazoa; Arthropoda; Insecta; Lepidoptera; Bombycidae. Gene Ontology annotation, biological process: proton transmembrane transport. The record is from RefSeq and is a predicted model, not a curated record.
AUGACGGAACCAAUCCCGGGAACGUCCAACAAAAAGGAACUUCUCGACGAAAUAGUAAACAGGAAUAAGCUGGGAAAUAAAAAAUCUCAUUCGGAAACUUCGUUGCAACAAUACGGAGAAAAUGACGAUGUCUUCACUAUAGACGCGGGUCAGGAUCCUGGUGUCCUCAAUGCAUCUUUAACAAACUUACAAAAUGCAGACGACAAUCCAAAUCGAAAGCGGACCAUGUCCCAGCCAGGUCCUGUGUCUGGUAGCCUCUUGACCGCGUCAGCCGCACGUGCUGCGAGGAAACGACCUCAAAAGAACGUCAUGUACGCCCCGGACCUAGAAAGAAGUCACGGGGGAUGCACGAUAUAUCAGUCACCAGAAUCUCUCUCGGAACGUGGUGCAGAGACGAUCAAAACUUGUAUCGUAGAACUUGUGAAGUGGAAAAUUCUCUGGGGUGAAUCUCCGAGUGAGGAAUCGACCAGUGAUAGGCUGCGGUCGAGUAAUGGUGGUGAUUCGGGUACAGCCACGCCGACAGGUGAAAGAGGUAGUCCACUUCCGUACAAUGGUUUGAAUAAUAAUUCAAAGAAUGGCGACAUCAAAUCAUUAAAUAGCUACCGCCUGUAUAUACCUACAAAUGACUUGAAAGGAAGCGCUACACCAAGGAAGCGUUCAGUGGCCACAAUGGACGCUCAGUCAAUCAGAUCUGUAGAGACGCAUGCACCGCCGCCCACCAAUCCAGAGGACAACAAAAAACAAACCAAGAAAUACAUUACGUUGAUAACGAGCUGUAUGUACGCAGUAUUAUUAGUGACGUUCGGCCUAAUUAUUUAUAUUGGAGACACGUUGGUCGAGCCGUCUGUUUCAGUGAUAUAUUCCAUCAUACUGUGUGGCAUCGGAUUCCUGUAUUUAAUAUUCUUAAUAACAGAUAUAAACAGGUACAAAGCACUCGCUUUAAAGAACCUGAAAAUUAAAGGGCUACACGAAGAAAAAAUCGCUGAAUUUUUUAGAAAACAAGAAGAAGAUUUCGGCGCGCCCGGUACUCCAGGCGACCGAACUCCAGAGUUUAAGGCACCGAAUUUUCGACCACCAAUUCUUAUUCCCAUGCUACACCAGUACUGCUUCAGUCAGGGCCGGCAUUCAGGCAGUUUUUACCUUAAACUCGGGGCUGCAGGUUUCGCUUUGGGCCAUUUGAUCCAUUCCGUUCUCCUCCUUGCUGUUCAGAUAGGACAUUUUUUGGACGAAGACGUAAACAAUGAUGAUUGCGUUAACAUACUGCAAGUUGUUCUCGACGUGAUGUUCCCGUUGUAUUGUUUCGUGCAACUUUACUUUAUAUUUAAAUAUUCGAAUGUCAUCAUUUUACGAUAUCAGAAUCUAGCUAGAUUCGCCUUCAUGCAUAUGAUCGGCAGUAGUCUUUGUUUCUGGGUGUCGGCCAUUGUACGUGAGACUAUCUUAGGGCUAACUCUGUACGCGAACAGUAUUUAUGGAAACAAUAAUUACAAUUAUGAAGGAUACUCGAACCCGACUGCUAUACGUCAAACGAAUAGAUUUUUGAAUGUCAGCAAUCUAUUUAAUGAAGAAUGCAUUGGAUCGAAGGCGAUUUCAACUAUAUUUGAGAGCUUCUCACCGUACCUUUACCCGUUCAGCGUCGAAUUCAACAUUUUGAUCGUUGCUGUUUAUUUCAUCAUUUGGAGCAACAUCGGUAACUGCGACAAUGAAGAUAACGAGUCGGAAUUAAAUUCUACUGACGACGAUAAUACAACCAUUUGCAGAAUCCCAACAGCAAAUGAAGAAAACGAUUUUACCAGCAACAUUGUCAUUUACGCUGACUGUCACGCCUCCAACAAAGGACUAUUCGCAGGAUUGAUCCUGAUGGUUAUCAUCGCUGGAAUGCUCAUCAUUGGAUUCGUCUUCAGCAGCGUUGGCGAGGAAUUUUUGGAGCUCGGUUAUCUCCUGAAUAACUGUACAAAACUCACAUUACACACGUUGAUGCUGAUUGCUUCUUUGGUGACGUUGAAUCAACUGAGGAAACUGGAUAUCAACGAGCACCCUAUCUCUCUACUGGACGACGUUUUACUCUUUAUCUGCCUACCAGCUUUCUUCAUGGAAACAUUUUUCUCUCUGAUUGCUACAAUAAGCAUUUUGAACAUAGUUAAAACUAUCGAUUUUAUUGUAAUGUUCAUCCAAGUGACAAUUCAAACUCCGCUCAUAAUGGACGGGCUCCGUCGGUGCAGCAAUACAAAGAAGCUUCGCCGUUCAAAGCCCGGUCGGGAGCUGCUCAUGUUUCUGCUCAUCGCGAACGUGGGAAUGUGGCUGCUCUACACAUUCUCCUACAAGUCCCCGGAGAGCCUGGACGAGAGAUACGCUUUCUACGGAAAAGUGUUGUGGAGCAUCCUCGGUCACGUCAGCUUGCCUCUGAUCAUGUUCUACAGGUUCCAUUCGAGCGUCUGCUUUGCUGAUAUAUGGGAUUCGGCUUACAAGCCCGGCUCGGAACACUAA